GCACACUCGCUGUUUUCCUGGUGCUCGUGUUCUCGAUGUCGCUGCGCAGGUACCCGCGAUCCUGAACGAGAACUUCGGAGCGGUUGUUCUUCAUGUCGGAACGAACUACACCCGGCUGAGGCAAACGGAGAUCUUAAAGAGAGAUUUCAGGAUCCUGGUGGAGACGAUCAAAAUGAAUUCGAGUAUUUCAGCACUGUAUGUUGGUGAUCUGCACCAUGAAGUGACAGAAAACAUGCUGAUGGAGAAAUUCAGCUCUGUGGGCCACGUUCACUCCAUCCGGAUCUGCAGGAACUGGAACACCGGCGUUUCACUCAGUUACGCCUACGUCAACUUUUACCAGCGAGCCGAUGCUGAGCGAGCGUUGGCAACACUUAAUUGUGAGCUCCUUAUGGGGAACCCUAUGAGAGUCAUGUGGUCUCAGAGGGAUUCCACCAUGAGGAAAAGUGGCAGGAACUUGUUCAUCAAGAACUUGGACCUGGAGAAGAUUGACAGCAUGGCCCUUUUUGACCUGUUUUCAGUCUUUGGGAAGAUCCUGUCAUGCAGGGUUGUCCGUUACAAGACGGGGACAAAAGGAUAUGGAUACGCAAAGGAGAAACUCAAUGGCAAACUUCUUAACGGCCAUAAAGUCUCCAUCCAACACUUUAAGUCUCGUAAGGAGCGCGAGACUGAGAGGAACCACCACACCCAGGUCUUCAUUAACAAGCAGAAGACCUUACUGAGACCAGAACACCAGGAUAACCCUGUCCAUCCUAACGUGCAGAGGAUGAAGAAUGUGCAGACUCAGAAUAUGACUCCCUUCACACCAAGCCAGAAGGUAGAGCCAAAUAAAGAAAAUGCCCCAGCAGUAAACACAGUUCCUGCUGUAGAAGAGCACACAACUGUGGAUGAGAAACCAGCUUUACCUCAAGUUCCAGCUGUAGAACCGCGUCCAGCUCUACCUCAAGUUCCAGCUGUAGAACAGAGUCCAGCUCUACCUCAAGUUCCAGCUGUAGAACAGAGUCCAGCUCUACCUCAAGUUCCAGCUGUAGAACAGAGUCCAGCUCCAUCUCAUGUUCCAGCUGUAGAACAGAGUCCAGCUCCAUCUCAUGUUCCAGAUGUGCAGGAUGUAUCCAUGGCUGCAGCACCUCAGAAGCGCUUAACUAUUUACAUGUUGGAGUCUGCAGAUUUUGAAAUGCAGAUCCAGAUGGCACAUGAUCAUCUGUUGCCUCUGGUAGAGAAAAUCCACCCGGCUGAAGCGAAUAAAAUUUCAUGGAUGCUGAUUGGGAGUAAAAACAACUUUGAAAUCAUGAACAUGAUUUCUGAUCCUGAUCUUCUGCGAGCCAAAGUGGAUGAAAUGAACAUGAUCCUAAAAACAGGAGAAGCAGGAGUCAAGUCGGAAACAAAGAUGCUCUUUGGCACAAAGAAAAAGAGGAAGAACAAGAAGAAAAAUAUAUAUUUAUAAUAAUAAUAAUUAUAAUUUUUUUAAAUAUGAUAUUAAUAUUGCAUGUUAUUAUAUUUUUUUGUUUAUAUACUUCUUUUUUUC
Molecule: messenger RNA, 1522 nt
Organism: Silurus meridionalis
Lineage: Eukaryota; Metazoa; Chordata; Actinopteri; Siluriformes; Siluridae
Product: spliceosome-associated protein 49-like
Cellular component (GO): ribonucleoprotein complex; cytoplasmic stress granule; cytosol
Molecular function (GO): poly(U) RNA binding; poly(A) binding; mRNA 3'-UTR binding
Source: RefSeq, a predicted model, not a curated record